AUGGUAUUGUGUGAGUGCUCUCGAAUAGAGGACCCAGAUCAGGUCCCCAAUGAAGUACUGCCACCUGGUGAUCUUGCAGCCUGGACGCUAGUGGUAGCUGAUGGAGCAACAAUUGAUCCUGGUGAAGGUAUUCCAACCUCAAGCUUUCAGGAGAAGCUUACAAAGCUGCUGCAGGAAGAAGGGAAGACGUUACGUGAGGCCCAGGUUCUCUACCCAGCUGAAGCAUUGCAAACCACGUCCCCUGAAGCCAUAAUUCGUGCAGUUAUUGUCGUUUUAGAGAAAACGGCGAAAGCACACAACGAGAAUAAUGCGUAUCGGCGGUUACGAACAUUCUCAGGAAGCAUUCCUACUCCCUCGGGAGAGGAGAGUUUUGAUAGUUGGAUGGAUCAAGCCUGUCUCAUGGUUCAAGAGUGUGUCUGCUCCAGCAGAGAGAAAAGGAAGAGAAUCGGGGAGAGCUUGAAAGGACCUGCUUUGGAGAUUAUUCAAGCAGUGAGGGAUGCCAACCCUGAUGCUAGCCCGAUGGACUACCUGGAAGCACUUGAACACACGUUUGGAACCCCUGAGUCUGGUGAGGAUCUUUAUUUUGCAUUUAGAUCAUUCAGACAACAGCCUGGAGAAAAGCUGUCUGAUUUUCUGAGGAGGCUAGAGAGGUCUUUAAAGAAAGUAGUGCUGAAAGGAGGCAUUGCGUCAAGCCGCAUUGAUCUUGUGCGCAUUGAACAGCUUAUACGAGGUGCUACUGAGUCUGAGCUGAUGCUGAUACAGCUGAGAUUAAGGGAAAGGAAGGAUAACCCCCCUGCAUUCCUGACUCUCCUGAAUGAAAUCCGCGAAGAGGAGGAGCAAGAAGCUGCUCGUCAUAAACUGAGCACCAGUGUAAAGCAGAUACAAGUCAGAGAUGACGAGAACCUGAAACAGUCUGAGUUUCGUGAACUGAAAGCUCAAGUUAAAGAGUUGCAAACUGGGUUUGUUGCCAUGACGAUGCAGCAUAGUCAAUCAAAGGAAUCAAGUGUUACUGGAAGUCAAGCAAAGAAGGUUAAGCCUGUUACAUUGCAGCCUGAUCAAGACUGUGAGAUAGAAGCAUUGAAGCGUCAGGUACAAGACCUGCAGAAGAAGGUCACUGUGUUGAACAUGACACCAGUACCAUCAAUUGUGGACGGGCAAAUGCUGAGAACAGCUGGAGCAGCUCGUGCCCACAACAGCAGUAGACCUCAGGCAGCUAAAGGUUCUGGGGAUUACUUCUGCUAUCGCUGCGGAGAAGAUGGGCAUAUCGCCAACAAAUGCAGCACACCUGAAAACCUUGCUAGGGUGACUCAAAAGCUCAUUCGUUCCCUGCCUUACAGAAAACAGCAGGAACCAAAGAGUAAACAGCAAGACGACUGCAUCGGUCAAGUGAAGUGGUUGGGCUCGGGACCACUGACUAUUGCGCCCAGAA
Messenger RNA from Polyodon spathula (Mississippi paddlefish), 1429 nucleotides. RefSeq names its product paraneoplastic antigen Ma1 homolog. The record is from RefSeq and is a predicted model, not a curated record. The transcript is spliced from 2 exons. Gene Ontology annotation, molecular function: zinc ion binding; nucleic acid binding. The annotation marks the transcript as partial. Lineage: Eukaryota; Metazoa; Chordata; Actinopteri; Acipenseriformes; Polyodontidae.